GCAAAAGAGAAAAGGGAAAGAAAGAGAGGAAGGGACGUCCAACAUUGGACAUCCUUCGCAUCGAGGACGCGCCUAACACGCAACAGACCUUUUUCGAGGAAACGAUCCCACUGGUCUGGAACACCUCGACUCUUGACUCUCGACCUCUUUCACUUCCAAAUUUCUCCCCCUCCUGCCUGCCGCCCACGUUUACACUACGUCUACUUUCACGACCACGUCCGUCCACGUUCAGAUCGCUCCCAACUUAUCCGACGGAUCUGCCUAGUACCUUCAGCCACUCCUUUACCUUCCUCGCGCCGCCCACGUCGUUGCACAUAGCGGCCAUUUCCCGCUUACAUUGCCGUCCACUGCACUAAUCGCACCGAAACGCACUUUUCAUCACCACAUUCACUCACGCCUUCUCCAUUUUCUCGACCAAACACUCCUUACUCAUCUCGUCUCGCUGUGCGCUUCUACGCUUUGCGUCUCCUUUACCUUGCCCACGGGACGCCUCAAUUAACUUGACUCUUCGCCUUGUACGAUUCCGCCGCCGCCGCCGCCUCUUCCUUACCUUAACCCACGGAUUACUCCGCCAAGACCAAGAGACGCAAACAAGCCCAGCGCUCGAGACUCGGAUCUCUCCUUUCCACAAACCAUCGCAACCCCAUCGGCAUCACAGAGCUCAUCGCAUCCGCCAGCUCUCAGACUUGACGCAGUUCCGUCCCAACUCUACCUUACCGCGGCCCCGGUCGAAUAUCUUUCCGCACUUCGUCACCCAAACUCUGUGGACUUGUUUCCUACUUCUCCUUUGUGAAGCUCAGACGCUCCGAAGCUACAGCGAAUCCGCGUUCGCAAACCCCGCGCCCAGCUCUGCUGUCGAAACAUUUCCACUCGACGAAACCAACCCCUUCCCUUCCUCCCGCGUCCACCUCAAUUUUUUGCCUUUCCCCGACCUGCCGCCCAAUCUGAGUACCCGUCGCCAUCCCAGUCCUGCGACUUUAGCUGCGCGAGACACCAGAGGCACCGUGCUCUGCAGACAGCCCACGAAAAAGAAACCCCAAGCCGUACGCCGCCCGCCGCCCGCUAGCGCAAGGAAUACAGCUCGACGACAAAAAAAUCCACUGCAGUCAGACCUUUGUUUUCCCUCCGCACUUGCUUCCAACAGAGCCGACAGGGUCCCGGUUUGAACCGCAAGGAACACUCUACGAGACAUACGAAGCCACCUCAAUCCCAGGAUUCCCCCUUCAAAUCGCUCGACGCUGCCUUUCUCUCUUCUCACCAACCCCAUCUCGGCCCACCACCAAACACGACAACACAAGCGUUGCCCACUGAAUCAUCUUUUGGUAAGUUUUUUUCCUUUAGUUGUUCCUCCCUGCUCUUAUCCGCUCCGCCCCUUGGGAUCGCCCUCAUGCCGGCGCAUCUGCAAGUCAUGCCCAAGUCCCGUGCCCGCUGCCUUAAUUGUCAUGGUCCAGGUGCACUGACAACCCUCCUGACAGUCGAGCCCCCAAUCCGAUGAAAACUUCCCACGUCACUCUGUACACCCUCAACGCAUAAUAACGUUUCAUACGUCCCUGUUCUCGAAUUGGUCCAGAGUGCUGGGAUACAGGCAUACUCGUAGGCCAGGUCCCCGUCCACACUCGUGGUUUUCGGACGAAUACAACCCACGCGAAAGACAUCCCUUUCUUAUCGACGUAAUCAACAACCCGACGAUCACCCACCCUCUUCCAUCCUCCGAGUUCAUGGACCGGCCAAUUUCUUGACUGCUCUCGACAAUCUAGAAGGCUGCUUGCCCAACUCGGGACUUCGUAGUUGCGUACGGAUCACGGCUCCUUCCCUUCAAUAAUUCAACGAUAUGGCGACUCUCCCACGGCCGGCCCGGCCAUCGAACGGCCCACCAACCAUGGCAUUGCCCGCUCUACCUGUACCGAAAACGAGGAAAAGUACGGGGGGCAUUCCCACGACAGCGUCCAGGGCACCGUCAACACCGAACUCGAAAAGUGGCCUCAGAGCCCCCUCCGCAGGCUUCCUGCCUCCCACAACUCCCGCACCCACCUCAGCCCUUCCGCAACCACGUACAGCCUCUGCCAUGAGUAAUUCUUCUGUGCGGACGUUGCGUAAGACAGUGAGCAUCAACUCAUUCCCCCAACCGCCCCGAGGCGACAAUCGCAUCAGUAGCCUCCCCCCGAGUCCACUUGGUGCUGACUCCUCACGGAACUCCACACGCAAGUCGAAGGGCUCCGUAGCGUCCACGUAUUCGCAAAGCAAUGGCGCGCCAAGUCUGUUGAAUAACAGUGCCGAGGGCAAGUCAAUAUCAAGCGCCAGCGUGCGUAUGUCCGAUGGUCUUAUCAGCAUUUCUUCACCGCCCCAAAGCAGGAGCUCUUCUGCCCAGGACUCGUACUCAACCUCCGCGACGACGUAUGAUGACCCUAUCGAUGGAAUGGCGGCAAAAUCCUCAUCUGACGGCAGCAGUGAUAAGAGAGGUUCCAAAUUAGACGGCAAGGGUAAUGUGAUUGUCAGUGUGAGAGUGCGACCAGAUGCGAGCGGAAACGAGAAUACCAAAGCCGAGGGCGAGUGGAUGGUUGAUGGACGCAAGUCUCUUGUUGCGUACAGAGGAAAGGAAGGCGGAGACUAUUUUUAUGAUAAUGUCUUUACAACACACGACGACAACAGCCGAGUAUACGACUGCCUAGCAAAGCGUCUAGUCCGCCGUGUGAUGGAAGGCUAUCAUGGAACAGUUUUCGCCUACGGUAUGACUGGUACCGGAAAGACGUUUUCGAUGCAAGGAACCGCCUCUUCGCCUGGUGUGAUCCCGCUCGCCAUCACAGAUAUCUUUUCUUACAUCAGAGAGACACCAUCCCGCGAAUUCCUGCUUCGUGUCAGUUAUUUGGAAAUCUACAACGAAAAGAUUCACGACUUGCUGAGUAUGUCAACUGGACCCGGCGCACCCGCUGGUGGGCAGGAAGAAAUCAAGUUACGCGAAGACAGCAAGCGCGGUGUUUACGCUAGCCCCUUGAAAGAGGAAAUCGUUCAGAGUCCUACCCAGCUUCUUAGGGUAAUUGCGCGUGGAGACCAAGCGCGUAGAACUGCAAGCACCCAGUUUAAUGCGAGAAGCUCCCGAAGUCAUGCAGUCGUACAAAUCGUGGUGGAGAGCCGAGAGCGGAUACCAGGGAACCCCGGAGGUGGCGACAGCAAAAGAUCAGGAAUGCUACCCGGUGGCGUGCGAGUGUCAACACUGAGCUUGAUCGAUCUCGCUGGAUCCGAAAAGGCUGCCGAGUCCAAAGAGCGAAGAACCGAAGGCUCGCACAUCAACAAGAGUUUGCUCACUUUGGGCACUGUCAUCUCCAAACUCUCGGAGCACAAGGACAAGGAUGGAAAGGCGGCCGACAAGGAUGGGAAGCAUCUGCCUUAUCGCGACAGCAAGCUGACCAGGCUUUUGCAAGGCGCAUUGUCAGGCGGCUCGCUGGUGAGCAUUCUUUGCACUAUUCAGAUUGGCGCGGCUGGCAGCGCUGCGUCCUCGAACUCCCACACAUCAGAGACGAUCAACACCCUCAAAUUCGCAUCCAGAGCAAAGAAUAAUAUUGUCAGCCAUGCCAAGAAGGCGGAAGAGGCUCUCGGAAGCGGUGGCGAUGGCGGUGCGAGAGUCCUCUUGGAGCGCUAUCGCAUGGAGAUCCUUGAGUUACGGCAACAGCUCGACACACAAGCCAAGGAAAAGAAUGCAAAGUAUGCCGAGGAAGAAAGAGAGCGAGACGUCUUGGAGGAGAAGGCCCGUGAACUUGAGGCUGAGCAUCGGCAUGAAGAGCAAAUGCUCGAAAUGCAGCUGGCUCGCACAGCGCUCAAAGAACGGAUCGAUCACCUCAACCGUCUGAUCUUGAGUUCCAAAUCAAUUGGUGUCAAUGUCAGCGGCUCUUACAGCGCUCUUGGCAUCCACCCUCGGUCCUCAAUGGCAUCAGCAAGAUCAUCAUUGGCCACUUCUAAUGGCGGCAGGCCACUUCUCGAAAGGACAGCAUCAAUGACAUCGGCGUCAUCGACCAUAGGCCGUCGUUCUAGUGGUCGAUCGAGUGGAGGACAACGCCAAUCUAGUGGCGAAGGAGGGCUUGUAACAGACGAUGACAGCAUUGGCGAAUAUGGUGACGGGAGUGCCUCGCUAUCAGCUCAGAACCGCGCCUUGCAAGCGGACCUUGCGGACAAGACAAGAUACAUCCAGACACUAGAGAAACGGCUUAUGCAGGCACGAAGAGCCAGUUCUUCUAGGACUUCAGUUGGCUUCUCCGCCCCGAAUAAGGGCAUCAUGGUCGGAGAAGACCAUAGUGUGUCAACGCUUCUGCGGGAGAAGGACGCCGAGAUCGCAGAGCUUCGGGCUAGACUGGACGACAAGGAUCGUAUGUUGGGUGCGCUUCGGUCUGCAGCGCGUUCUCGAGACACGGCAGAGGGCCACACCGAUGGCAGGACAUCGGCCCUUUACGAACACAGCCCACCACCGACGGUGAACCCGCCACCAGCACCAUCCGCCGUCCAUAACACUCCUCGCAACCGUACCAAGAGUGUCGAUGAAAUGAGCAAGAUCCUGGAUGAGAUGAUCCAGGAUCGCGUCGAGACGGGCCAUCUUGUAAAGGGAGCACGGGGAAGCAUUCGCGUCGUUAGCGAUCGUAAACUUGAGGUGCAUCCAGAGUUGCCUGCGAACCUCGAACCCCUCAGGAAGGCAGCAUCAUUUGAUGAAACCAACAAGGUCUCGGUGAUGGGCAUGUGAGAAGGACUUUUCUGUCGGGAGUGUCAGUUUCAACGUUGAUAUCUGGUGUGGGAAUGGUUGGACUUCGCGAGGGUGCCUCACGAGGCCAGAAAGGCGUUCGGGAAAGAUCGACAACGAUCUGGUUUUGUUUUUUUUCUUCUUAUACCCUACACUUUACUUCGCCGUGGUCGCUGGUUGGAAGAACGGCGGUUCAAGUCACCUUCUUUCGACGUCAGCUAAGGCUGUCGGUUUGUUUUAUUAGCGUACUGAUACGUCCACGAGGGAGGAGCCGGCGGAGACUUCAGGCGCUGCACGACCAGUUGUGGUCUCAGUGCAUUAGGCAGGCUCAGGAUAUUGAUAUUGGCGGAGGGUUCAGAGAAGGGUGGGAAAAGCG
Messenger RNA from Colletotrichum scovillei, 5099 nucleotides. RefSeq names its product kinesin motor domain-containing protein. The transcript has 2 exons. The coding region runs from base 1832 to 4726 and encodes 964 amino acids. The record is from RefSeq and is a predicted model, not a curated record. Gene Ontology annotation, molecular function: microtubule binding; ATP binding; microtubule motor activity. Gene Ontology annotation, biological process: microtubule-based movement. Lineage: Eukaryota; Fungi; Ascomycota; Sordariomycetes; Glomerellales; Glomerellaceae.